Hordeum vulgare subsp. vulgare (domesticated barley) is the source of this 1745-nucleotide messenger RNA. Its product is annotated as putative glycerol-3-phosphate transporter 5. Gene Ontology annotation, biological process: phosphate ion homeostasis; transmembrane transport. The transcript is spliced from 2 exons. Gene Ontology annotation, cellular component: membrane. Gene Ontology annotation, molecular function: transmembrane transporter activity. The record is from RefSeq and is a predicted model, not a curated record. Lineage: Eukaryota; Viridiplantae; Streptophyta; Magnoliopsida; Poales; Poaceae. The coding region runs from base 96 to 1538 and encodes 480 amino acids.
CCAGUGCCAGAUCCCCCACCUCGCCGCCUCCGAUGACCACAGACCCCUCCGCUCCUCCCUAGCCCACGCCGCCCCCGCCACCUCCUCCUCCUCGGAUGGAACCCGCGGCGGCGCCGGCCUCCCCUGCAAGCCCUGACGGUGGCCAUGCCGCCGGCACCGUCCGGCGGCGCCAGUACGCGGCGCUGGGGCUCACCUUCGCGGCCUACGCGGCGUUCCACGCCUCCCGCAAGCCGCCCAGCAUCGUCAAGGCGGUCCUUUCCGCCGAAUGGGCGCCGUUCACCGGGCCCGAGGGGACCCACCACCUGGGCGAGCUCGACGUCGCCUUCCUCGCCGCCUACGCCGCCGCCAUGUUCGCCGCGGGCCACCUCGCGGACCGCGCCGACCUGCGCGUGCUCCUCAGCGCCGCUAUGCUCGCCUCGGGGGCCGCGUCGGCGGCGCUCGGGGCCGCCUACUUCCUCGGCGUCCACAGCCUCCCCUUCUUCCUCGCCGCGCAGGUCGCCAGCGGCGUCGUCCAGUCCGCCGGCUGGCCCUGCGUCGUCGCCGUCGUGGGGAACUGGUUCGGCCACGCCUCCCGCCGCGGGACCAUCAUGGGGGUGUGGAACUCGCACACCUCCGUCGGCAACAUCGCCGGCUCCGUCCUCGCCGCCGCCGUGCUCGAGUUCGGGUGGGGCUGGUCGUUCUUGGUGCCGGCGUUCGUCAUCGCCGCGCUUGGGGGCGUGGUGCUGGUGUUCUUGGUCGCUCACCCGGGUGAUGCUGGCUUGGACCUGGAUGCCAUGGAGGUUGAGAUGAGUGGGGAUGGUGGGGAGGAGGUGGAGCUUCUUGUAGAGGACAAGAAAGAUGUUGAGGUGGAUGACGAUGGUGAAUUGGAAUUGGAAAUGGGAUCUCAGCUUCCUAGGGCCAUUGGGUUCUUGGAGGCAUGGAGAUUGCCCGGUGUCGCGGAAUAUGCAUUCUGCCUCUUCUUCUCCAAGCUUGUUGCUUAUACCUUCCUCUACUGGUUGCCAUUCUAUAUCCGGAACAAUGCUGUAGCUGGCCAGUUCUUGUCACACAAGGCUUCAGGAAUUCUGUCAAUUGUAUUCGACAUCGGAGGAGUUCUUGGAGGGGUUUCCGCUGGUUUCCUCUCCGACGCAAUCGGUGCCAGAGCUAUAACAUCAGCUCUGUUCCUCCUCCUCUCAAUCCCCGCUCUUAUCCUUUACCGGACAUUCGGAAGCAUAUCCAUGCACCACAACGUCGCCCUCAUGUUCAUCUCCGGCUACUUCGUGAACGGCCCCUACUCCCUCAUCACCACCGCUGUCGCAACGGAUCUCGGCACCCAGGACGCAAUCAAGGGAAAUUCACGGGCACUAGCCACCGUCUCUGCGAUAAUCGACGGCACCGGCUCUGUCGGCGCAGCAUUGGGGCCCUUGCUGACGGGGUACAUCUCGACAAGAGGAUGGAACAGCGUGUUCUUCAUGCUGAUUGUGUCCAUAUCCCUCGCCCUCGUGUUUUUGAUACGCAUAGCGAGGGGCGAGAUAGUCGCCAAGAUCGGGGCCAGGCGUUAGGUUUUAUUUGCUGGCGCCUCGGAACCGCGAGAGGCCUUUUUCGCGGGAGUUGUAAAAGUCUGUAGGAGUUAGGUUAAGGCCAUCUCUUGGUUCAUGUAAAUUGGUUGGUUGGAUGCACAUAUGUACACCCGUGGAAAUGGAAGGCUGGAUACAGAUGCUGUUUUUCUAUUUGCGCCAUAGUACCUCUCAGCAAGGGGAUUAACAAAA